AGGAGGCUAGAGAGGGGUAGGGUGAGGGGGUCGGGGCUGUGGAUCUCAGGAAGGGUGUGCUUGUCGGGAUGUGUGUUAACUGUGCACACAGAUGUGUGACUAUGCGUGCAAUUGUGUAUAUAGCCGCUCAGUUCUGUGACUGCUUGUGUCACUGUAAUUGAGUAGAUGUUAAUUCCUUGCUUGCAAAUCUGCGGUAGGCCUGCGGCUGUGACUGACAAGCAUGGGAAUGUGGGAAUGCCGCGGGCGCCUGUGACCAGAUCCUCCCCGUGGGGUACCAGAAAAGGGGUGGAACUGAACUUGUGGAAGGAGAGUGGAAAGAGGAUCCCCUCAUUGGGGACGCAGGCUGGAGGAUCGAGGGUCCCCAAUGGGGAUGAGGCAGGAGGAGAGAUGGGAGGGUGUCAAGGCCAUUUUGAAGCCUCCAGCUGCACCUCCUGUCCUCUGCCUGUGAACCUCUCCUGGGACACCAUGGACCCCUGUCCGCCUCGGGCACCUCCCUCCUCAGAGGGGUGUCUGGGCUCCUCCCCCCCCUCCUCCCCAGGAACCCUGGCUCCCCAGCCGCCCCCCAGGCUAGGCCGCCACCUGCUGAUUGACGGCAAUGGCGUCCCGUAUAUGUACACAGUGCGUCUGGAUGAAGAUCAGCCCCAGAGGAAGCUGGAAGCCCCCCAGGGGGAGGCAGCAGGGGCCGUGGGGGCCCCAGCACAGGGUUACACCUGCCCAGAAUGCUUCCAAGUCUUUAAGAGCCCUCUUUACUUGAAGCGCCACGGAAUCUCACACUCGGACCUCCGCCCCUAUGUCUGUGGGGUAUGCGCCAAGACCUUCAAGCGGUCCAGCAGCCUGUGCCAGCACCGCCUCACCCACCGAACCAGAAACAGCCGUGCCCACGCUUGUCCCCUCUGCCCACGCCGCUUUCUGGAUGCUCGAGAGCUGGCUCAGCACAUCCGGGGACACUAACGCACAAAACCCCACCUUCGCUGGCUCCAAUCAGAUGGAGAGAUAUGGCUCUCUCCAUCCACCCCAGCCUAAGAGCCUCUGGGGUCCCAGAAUUUGACCCAGUUCUGUCACUCUCUUGUCCUGUAACUGGACAAGUUGCUGUUCUGCCCUGGGCCUCACCAUUCUCACUCUGGAAAAUGGGGGCACCUGAUUGCAGCCCUCCCUGUCUCUCCCCAGUACUGGGAAGGUAAAGUGACAGACAACUACAUGGAGGAACCCUUUGUUACUGGGGUCUUAUGCCUCUGGGUACCCCCCACCCCACUGUGCCUGGCACACCAGAGGUGCUCAGUAAAGACUUGUUGGAGUGACUGUGAUUCCUUCCUAGGACUGGACACCCCAAGGGCUCUUGGAAUCUGAGCUCAGCAGCUGUCUUCUGUAUGGUCUUGGGCAAGUCUCUCCCUUGCCCUGGGCCUUGCUUCCUCCAGUUGUAAAGUAAAGGAAUUGGAUUAGGGGA
Dromiciops gliroides (monito del monte) is the source of this 1444-nucleotide messenger RNA. Its product is annotated as zinc finger protein 580-like. The record is from RefSeq and is a predicted model, not a curated record. NCBI's taxonomy places the organism in Eukaryota, Metazoa, Chordata, Mammalia, Microbiotheria, Microbiotheriidae. Gene Ontology annotation, cellular component: nucleus. The coding region runs from base 166 to 951 and encodes 261 amino acids. The transcript has 2 exons.